AUGGCGGACAGCAUCCCAAAACCGAUCAUCUUCGUAGUGGCUACGGCCAUAGAAUCGGUGCUGAUCACGCUCGCCGUGCCUCAAUACCUUCCUGCACAUCCACUACUCUAUGUUUUUUGGCGACUUUUCGCCUUGCAAUUCACCGUCUAUUCAAUCUACGUGUUGUCCAUCUACCCGCGAUUCAUUUCGCCGUUGCGGCAUCUUCCUGGACCUACCACAGGAGCAAAACCGCUCAUUGGCCAUGGCCUCGCUCUCUCGAAAUUGCCGCGUGGAAGUGUCUUCCUGGAUUGGAUGAAAACAAUCCCCAACGACGGUCUGCUUCGGUUCCGCGGCCUUUUCAACGUGAACAGUCUGGUCAUCACGGAUCCUAAAGGGUUAGCUGAAGUUUUGGUCACCCGGACCUACGACUUUGAAAAACCGGUGCAACUCCGCAACUUUCUGCGCAGGAUCAUCGGUGACGGCCUGAUCAUUGUCGAGGGCGAUGUCCAUCGUUUCCAGCGAAAGCACGCCAUGCCUGCUUUCAGCUUCCGACAUAUCAAAGACCUUUAUCCCAUUUUCAAUGACAAGUCCAACGCUCUGACCCAGCGCCUUUCUCAAGAGGUAGCAGGCAAACUCCAACCAGGUCAGGACUCUGCAGUCAUUGAGAUAAACCACUGGGCCAAUCUUGUGACCAUGGAUAUCAUCGGCAUGGCGGCAAUGGGCCGCGACUUCCAGAGCCUUCGAAACACGGAUGACCCCCUGAUCAAGCUGUAUGAAGAACUGCUCGAGCCCACUGGAGAAAAACAGCUGUUGUUUGUCGCGAUGGUCUUCAUGCCUGCUCUGACGCGGUUGCUGCCAUGGAAAACCGCCAAGCGUGUCGAUUACAUCACUGAGAAUCUCACCGAUAUCUGUAUCAAGCUUGUCCGCGACAAGAAGGAAGCUAUGAAAACCGAGUCUGCGAAUCACAAAGACAUCCUGUCCCUUCUCAUCCAGAGUAACAAUUUCUCGGACCAGCAACUUGUCGACCAGCUUCUGACAUUCCUAGCCGCCGGCCACGAGACGACCUCUUCAGCAUUCACCUGGACCACAUAUCUGCUGACGCAAAACCCCAAAAUCCUGGCGGCCCUACGCGAAGAAGUCCGCGCCGCUGGUCUGCCAUCGCGCAGUUCACCUACACCCGCCAACGUCGACGUCGCCUCCAUCCUUGAGAGCCUCCCUCUCCUCAACGGAGUCUGCAAUGAGACCCUCCGACUCUUCCCGACCGUCCCAAUGACCUCACGAGUCGCCAACAAAGACUCCCAGGUUCUUGGCGAACACAUCCCAAAGGGAACCCGUCUCGUGCUGUGCAUGUACGCGAUCAACCGACACCCGGACCUCUGGGGCGCCAAUGCCGACGAGUUCGUUCCGGAACGCUGGAUCGAUACGGACCCCUCCACCGGCGAGCGACGCCCGAAUGCCUCCGGCGGCGCGCCGACGAAUUACGCUCUCUUGACCUUCUUGCACGGCCCAAGGAGCUGUAUCGGACAGGGCUUUGCGAAGGCCGAGUUGAGAUGUUUGGUGGCGGCGUUUGUGAAUGCGUUUGAUUUUGAAAUGGCGGAUCCGAAUGAGGAGAUUAUCGUGCAUGGAGUGGUCACGACGAAGCCGAAGAAUGGGAUGAAUUUGAGGUUGAAGUAUAUCGGUGAUCAAUCAUAGAGCAAAUUUGUGACGUUGGGAGUAAGAUUUACAACUAGCGGAGUAAGAUUUACAACUAGCGGAGGAAUGUGAUCAAUUACAUGUAGCCAGAGCGAUAGUAGCUAGAUCUAUUGAUGAAAUUCUUUGAAGUCGAUAUCGUCAAUAAGCGCGAAGAAGUUUAUGUUUCUCUCGUCGCUUCUU
This is a messenger RNA of Dissoconium aciculare CBS 342.82, 1851 nucleotides long. RefSeq names its product putative P450 monooxygenase. The record is from RefSeq and is a predicted model, not a curated record. The transcript is spliced from 2 exons. The coding region runs from base 1 to 1671 and encodes 556 amino acids. Lineage: Eukaryota; Fungi; Ascomycota; Dothideomycetes; Mycosphaerellales; Dissoconiaceae. Gene Ontology annotation, molecular function: heme binding; oxidoreductase activity, acting on paired donors, with incorporation or reduction of molecular oxygen; iron ion binding.